UGUGGUUGUUAUCGCAGGUUCGCCUCUCCCGUGAGGCCAAACACCUUUUUUGUUUGGCCCGAUGGACCGGCGCCGGUUGCCUGGUCCAUCGGCGGUUCUCCGUUGGGCCAAGCAGUCCGUUGUUCGACGGUUGCGGCGGUUCAUUCCCCUCAUUAGCGCCGUGCCUUUUCUCGCGUUAAUUGUCUUCAUGCUUGCCCGCUCCGACUAUGAUCCGGGUACUGCGAGCCUUCCGGAAAUAUGCCAAACCCCGCCGAAGAUGCAACGACUGCAGCAGUCAUUCCCAUAUGCUGUCCCGCCGGAGUUAGAGAAGUUUUUGUUGCCGGACCACAACACCAGUGUCCCUGUAUUCAACAGCAGCAACAGCACGGUUCCAUUCCGACAGUGGAGUGUGAGUGAAGUGAGUGAUCUAGUGCGGCUGUCGAAUGCGGCCCAAGUGAUCCAUAACGAAGACGCGUUCGGGCCGGUGGACAACGCAACGUUGGUGAUCGUAGUGCAAGUGCAUUCCCGGGUCGAGUACCUGCGUCAUUUGGUGGUGAGCCUGGCACAGGCGCAGGGCAUCGAAGACGCCCUCGUCAUCUUUAGCCAUGAUCUCUUUGACGCCGAAAUCAACGAGCUGGUUGGCAGGAUCGACUUUUGUCGCUUCGCGCAAAUCUUCUUCCCGUUCUCCAUCCAACUGCAUCCGGACGAGUUCCCGGGCCAGGAUCCCAGAGACUGUCCUCCACUUUUGAAGCGUUCGGAGGCCGAGAAACUGGGUUGCAGAAACGCGCAGUGGCCGGACAAGUAUGGCCAUUACCGUCAGGCAGAUUUGUCGCAAAUUAAGCAUCAUUGGUGGUGGAAAGCAUGGUAUUUAUUUGAAGGAGGAUUUAAGGCAUUGGAAGGGGACUUGAUAUUUUUGGAAGAAGAUCACUGGGUUGUCAAGGACUUAUUGCAUACAUACCGUCUGCUCAAGCAGGAAAGCAAGAUGCACUGUCCGGAAUGCGCUAUUAUUAGUUUGGGAAAUCAAGUGGAGAUAACUCAGUGGAUCUCGUCCAAGCACAACAUAGGGAUGGCCUUUGGGCGAAAAACGUGGAACUCGGUGAAAGGCUGUGCGAAGCAGUUUUGUCUUUUCGACGACUACAACUGGGACUGGUCGCUCAUGUACAUUGGGAUGACGUGUACUCGUCCCAAUCUCCUCACCCUCAAUCUGAAGUCUUCCCGCGUUUUCCAUGUCGGGGAAUGCGUAACCGCUGUUUGUCUGGCUCUGACAACAAUAUUUGAAAUCCUGGCGAUCGGGAUCCACCACAAGAAAGCAUCCUGCGACGUGGGACCAGUGUUGAAGCUGGUCAACGAACAAGUUCGGCAGUACGCGAACUUGUUUCCGGAAUCGCUCAAGUUCCGUCGCGCGACUUACAAGGUCAAGGCGCCCAAGGGCAACGGCGGUUGGGGCGACUACCGGGAUCGCGCUUUGUGCCUCAAUCUCACUGCCGGCAUGUGGACUUGA
Molecule: messenger RNA, 1480 nt
Organism: Notodromas monacha
Lineage: Eukaryota; Metazoa; Arthropoda; Ostracoda; Podocopida; Cyprididae
Source: the annotation of a GenBank genome assembly